This is a messenger RNA of Mizuhopecten yessoensis (Yesso scallop), 1117 nucleotides long. Its product is annotated as sodium- and chloride-dependent creatine transporter 1-like. The transcript is spliced from 6 exons. Gene Ontology annotation, biological process: sodium ion transmembrane transport. The coding region runs from base 134 to 1084 and encodes 316 amino acids. Gene Ontology annotation, cellular component: membrane. The record is from RefSeq and is a predicted model, not a curated record. Lineage: Eukaryota; Metazoa; Mollusca; Bivalvia; Pectinida; Pectinidae.
ACACGAGUAGACAAAAUCAACGUUGCGGAACGCCGAGCGACUUAAAGCUUAGUCGUGAUCAGCAAGUACACUGGCAAUAUAUAGGGCGUCGGAGGUUGUGCUAGCUGUGAAGUGAUUUUUCUCUUCUUUGAAAAUGUCUUCUAAACAAAAAGAAAUUGAAUCAAAUCCUACGAAUUCUUUGGAAGUUGUUGAUGAUGGAGAAAAGCUCCACAAAAGAGAAACAUGGUCGACGAAAAUGGACUUUCUCCUGGCUUGUAUAGGGUUCUCCGUGGGCCUGGGAAACGUGUGGAGGUUUCCAUAUCUGUGCUACAAGAACGGCGGAGGAGCCUUCCUCAUCCCCUACCUAAUAUGUGUGGUGGUAGGCGGUAUACCACUGUUCUACCUAGAGGUGGCUGUCGGCCAGUUUAUGGGAACCAGUGGCCUCGGGGCGUGGAACAUCUGUCCCCUCCUUCAGGGACUAGGGAUAGCCACGACCAUCAUCGUGUUCUUCCUCAACUGUUACUACAAUGUCAUUUUGUGCUGGGCCUUUUACUACAUGUUUAGUUCCUUUGCUUUGGAGCUACCCUGGGCUACAUGUGAUAACUGGUGGAACACAGACCGCUGCUCGACGUUCUCCGAGGAGGCUUCCUUAAACAGCACAGCUAACGUGACCAGCAACGUCACUGACAGCGGUCUGAAAAAGCUGGACGCUGUCACGGAAUUCUGGGAGCGGAAGGUUCUGGCCAUAUCUGAAGGUAUCGAGUACAUGGGGCCCGUUAAAUGGGACUUGGCCCUUACACUUCUGUUUGCCUGGAUCGUGGUCUACCUCUGUAUCUGUAAAGGCAUCAAGUCCUCCGGGAAGGUGAUGUACAUCACCGCUACGACACCAUACCUGUUUAUGACGGCCCUGUUGAUACGUAACUCCUUGCUGGAAGGAGCUAUUGAUGGGGUGGAAUUUUACCUGAAGCCUAACAUCACCAAGUUAUCAGAAAUAGAGGUGUGGGUGGAUGCUGGUACCCAGAUUUUCUUCUCCUACUCCAUAGCUAUAGGAGCCCUGACCGCUCUGGGAAGUUACAAUCUAUACAAUCACAACUCCUACAGGUAAAGUACUCUGCUCCUACUCCAUAGCUAUAGGAGC